Molecule: messenger RNA, 1997 nt
Organism: Ceratina calcarata
Lineage: Eukaryota; Metazoa; Arthropoda; Insecta; Hymenoptera; Apidae
Gene: CarT
Product: Carcinine transporter
Exons: 11
Coding region: 21-1946 (641 amino acids)
Biological process (GO): transmembrane transport
Cellular component (GO): membrane
Molecular function (GO): transmembrane transporter activity
Source: RefSeq, a predicted model, not a curated record
CGUGGACAAAGUUUACCAAAAUGGAGUACCAGAAUGAGAAUCGUACCGCUGGACCAGCGAACGGCAAGACGGCUACGGACGAUGAAGACGGUUUCGAUCUCGAUGAUCUUUUGCCGAUCGUCGGCGAGUUUGGUCGUUAUCAAAGGAACUUACUUUGGUUCGUGUGCCUCCCGGCAUGUCUGCCGUGCGGUUUUUGCGCCUUUAAUCAACUCUUCAUGGCGGACACACCACCUCACUGGUGCAAAGUACCGGGGUUGGAGAGCUUGGACAUGUUCCGUAGAAGGAAACUCGCGAUUCCGACCAUUCAGGAUGACAAUGAAACGUACAGUCAAUGCACACGAUACGAUAUCGAUUGGACGACAGAGAACAUUUCUGUUGUGACGACGGCCUCGUACGUACCGAAUGCAUCGUGGCCGGUCAUACCAUGCGAUCAUGGUUGGGAGUACGAAACCUCGGAAGUAGCAUCUUCUAUUGUUAUCGAUUUCGAUUUGGUAUGCGACCACGCGAUUUAUCCGACGAUCGGAUUAGUCGCUUUGAACACGGGAGGACCGAUAGGGGUGUACCUUUUCGGUACCUUGAACGACAGAAUUGGUAGGAGACUGUCUUUCUUCACGUGCCUGGCAACAUUGAUCACCGGCGGAUUCUUAACGUCGAUAUCGAAUAGCUUUUGGACCUGGGCCGCUUGUAGAGUGGUCGUCGGUUUGACCAUUCCAGCCAUUUAUCAGAUACCCUUUAUCAUAUCUUUGGAGCUGGUUGGACCAAAUUAUCGAUCGUUCGUAACGGUGCUGACAUGCAGUUUUUACACAAUGGGUCUGUGUAUGCUGGCCGGUGUGACUUAUCUGAUAAGAGAUUGGAGAACGUUGGCUCUAACUACGAGUGCCCCUUUUCUUUUAUAUUCUGUGUACUGGUGGUUUCUGCCAGAGUCACCGAGGUGGUUACUGGCUAAAGGUCGAUUGAGGGAGGCGAACGAUAUUCUGGAGAGAUUGGCGAAGGUGAAUGGUAAAGAACUACCAGCAUCUUUCACCCAAAAGCUGCGACAACGAAUGACAAUGUCACGGUCCAAAAGUGAAGAGGAGCGAUUACGCAGCGGUCCCGGUGUUCUGUCCUUGUUCAAAACACCCAACAUGCGUUUGAAAACGUGUCUGAUUACACUGAACUGGUUCGCCAAUAACAUGGUAUACGUCGGUCUGUCGUACUACGGACCUGCGUUGGGUAAUGAGGAACACUUGAGCUUUUUUUUCUCAUCUUUUGCUGAAAUUCCAAGUUACAUGGCAUGUUGGGUCGUGAUGGAUCGAUGGGGUCGUCGUUGGCCCCUUUGCCUGUGCAUGGUAGUCGCGGGUAUCUCGUGCAUUGCUACAGUCCUUCUCUCAUCGGAUGCAGUAGUGGCCACACUAAUUCUAUUUCUCUUAUCAAAAUCCGCGAUAUCGGCCUCCUUUCUAAUAAUAUAUCCGUUCGCCGGUGAACUUUACCCCACGCAACUGCGCGGCGUAGCCAUUGGUUUUUCUGCUUACAUCAGUGGUCUCGGACUUAUCAUCAUUCCUUUUGUUACUUAUCUCGGUAAAGAGAAUUUAGUACUGCCCCUCGUUAUUCUCGGAUGCGUGUCCGUAAUCGGUGGAUUGUCUGGCUUACGUUUACCCGAGACGCUGCAUCAUCGAUUACCACAGACCGUUGAGGAGGGGGAGCUAUUUGGGAAGGAUUGGACUUGUGCCGAUUGCUUUCGUUGCGUUCCGAUUAAACCUUCGUCAGCUGCGGGUUCGUACGAGGAUCUAUCGGCUAGGGAGACGGUAGAGAUGCACGAAGUACCAGAGGCACCGAUUCCUGCAAGGCUGCUGGAGGACCAACAGAGGCCGACCAGCGGGAGCGUGCGUCGACUGGUCCGUCAGUCCAGCGUGAUGGACACUCAACGGGAUUCUGACGGAUCCAUCAAAAUGACUUACUGGUUUUAGAUUUGAAUCGAGCAUUGAGCAUCGAAAUAAAAUCAAAAUUAUCGAAACUUC